This is a messenger RNA of Impatiens glandulifera, 531 nucleotides long. RefSeq lists its product as uncharacterized. The record is from RefSeq and is a predicted model, not a curated record. The transcript has 3 exons. Lineage: Eukaryota; Viridiplantae; Streptophyta; Magnoliopsida; Ericales; Balsaminaceae. Bases 1 to 531 code for a protein of 176 amino acids. Gene Ontology annotation, biological process: protein transport.
AUGACGGUGGAAAGGAUAAAACUACUUAGGAAUAAGAGGGACGCUGUUGUGAAUCAGAUGAGGCGUGAUAUCGCUUUGCUUCUCCAAUCCAUUGAGGAUGCCACCACCCGCGUUCGUGUACGUAUUUACACUGUUACACACUCAUUAUCUUUAUUUUUAACAAGUGGGGAAUGUCAGUUGGAUCUAAAAGAAGGAAUUGCAAGUCUCAUUUUCGUCGGACCUCGAUGCUUAGGCAUUCCUGAAUUGCAGACAAUUCACAAAAUCUUUGAGAAGAAAUACGGAAAAGAUUUCGUCUCUGCUCUAAUUAAAAAGAUUUCUGUUAGAACCCCAUCUGGAGAGAUUAAAUUAAAGAUCAUGAAGGAGAUUGCUAAAGAAUAUAAGAUUGAAUGGGAUACGACUGAAACUGAAAUCGAGCUUCUCAAACCUCCUGAACAACACAUUGAUGGACCAACUGGGUUUGCUAGUGCCAACAAUCUACUUCUGAAAUUUUCUUUAUUACUUGGAUCCCGAGAUGGUGAGGGAAGAAGAUGA